AUGAGUUCUCCCGGCACGGAGAGCUCCGGCAAGAGCUUGCAGUACCGGGUGGACCAUCUCCUGAGCGCGGUGGAAAACGAGCUGCAGGCUGGCAGCGAGAAGGGAGACCCCACUGAGCGGGAGCUACGAGUCACUCUGGAGGAGAAUGAGCUGUGGCUGCGCUUCAAGGAGCUCACCAACGAGAUGAUCGUGACCAAGAACGGCAGGCGGAUGUUCCCCGUGCUGAAGGUGAGCGUGUCCGGCCUGGACCCCAACGCCAUGUACUCCUUCCUGCUGGACUUCGUGGCCGCCGACAACCACCGCUGGAAGUACGUGAACGGGGAGUGGGUCCCCGGGGGCAAACCCGAGCCGCAGGCCCCGAGCUGCGUCUACAUCCACCCGGACUCGCCCAACUUCGGAGCGCACUGGAUGAAGGCGCCGGUUUCCUUCAGCAAAGUCAAACUCACCAACAAGCUCAAUGGAGGGGGGCAGAUCAUGUUGAACUCCUUGCACAAGUAUGAGCCUAGGAUUCAUAUAGUGAGAGUUGGUGGCCCUCAGCGUAUGAUAACCAGCCAUUCCUUCCCAGAGACCCAGUUUAUAGCUGUGACAGCUUAUCAGAAUGAGGAGAUCACAGCUUUAAAAAUUAAAUACAAUCCGUUUGCAAAGGCUUUCCUUGAUGCAAAAGAAAGAAGUGAUCACAAAGAUAUGAUGGAUGAAGCUGGAGACAAUCAACAGUCUGGGUAUUCACAGUUAGGUGGCUGGCUUAUUCCUGGAACUGGGAGUCUGUGCCCCCCCUCCAAUCCUCAUGCUCAAUUUGGAGCACCUCUAUCAUUGUCCUCUGCUCACAGCUGUGAAAGAUUCUCAUCGCUGAGGAAUCACCGUUCUGCCCCUUACCCCAAUCCAUAUGCCCAUAGAAACAACUCUCCAACCUAUGGUGAUAAUUCCUCGGCCUGUCUUUCCAUGCUCCAAUCCCAUGACAACUGGUCCAGUCUAGGAGUUCCCACACACACUAGUAUGCUGCCCAUGAGUCACAGCACUGGCACAUCUACCAGCUCCAGUCAGUAUCCCAACUUGUGGUCUGUGAAUAACAGCACCAUCACACCCGUGUCUCAGUCAGGUGGGAUGGCCAAUGGACUGAGCUCCCAGUUUUUGCGAGGCUCUACAGCACACUACCCACCCCUUCCUCACUCUGUCACUGCCUCCUCCUCAGGAUCUCCACUGUAUGACGCUGGCACACCAACAGACAUUUCUGACAGUCAGUAUGAUACCUCUGCACAUAAUAGGCUGGCAUCCACAUGGACUCCUGUCACACCACCUUCCAUGUAAACCAAGACCUUUCUUUAAGAUAAAGACAUUGUAGCUAUUUAGUUACUCUAAAUACUGAAUCCACAAUGAAGUCUUGAGGAGGGGAAAAAGAGACAUGAAGUAAAUUAUAAACAAAAAGACUGCACUGCUUUUGUGUAAAGUAAUUGAAUUAUACUUCUUACAGUAUAACAGUGUAU
Gopherus flavomarginatus (Mexican gopher tortoise) is the source of this 1481-nucleotide messenger RNA. RefSeq names its product T-box transcription factor T (gene TBXT). Gene Ontology annotation, cellular component: nucleus. Gene Ontology annotation, molecular function: DNA-binding transcription factor activity, RNA polymerase II-specific; RNA polymerase II cis-regulatory region sequence-specific DNA binding. Lineage: Eukaryota; Metazoa; Chordata; Testudines; Testudinidae. The record is from RefSeq and is a predicted model, not a curated record. The transcript is spliced from 8 exons. Gene Ontology annotation, biological process: heart morphogenesis; mesoderm formation; regulation of transcription by RNA polymerase II. Bases 1 to 1305 code for a protein of 434 amino acids.